Molecule: messenger RNA, 1697 nt
Organism: Terrapene triunguis (Three-toed box turtle)
Lineage: Eukaryota; Metazoa; Chordata; Testudines; Emydidae
Gene: CUNH22orf23
Product: chromosome unknown C22orf23 homolog
Exons: 7
Coding region: 36-779 (247 amino acids)
Source: RefSeq, a predicted model, not a curated record
CAGGGACCGGCACGGGUUUCCAUGGAGACUGGAAGAUGGCCUUGGCACUUCGUUCUCCCCAUCUGGGUUUCACAAUGUCUUCCCAGGACGGAAGAAGAGCAGCGCCAGCUGUCCCAAAAGGAACCGGUUUCUGGCAUUCUCCAGGGACAACUCAUUAUGGCAAAGAAACAAAAGAGCUGCUGAAAGUGAUGAUGGAGGAAUCCAAACUUACCAAUUUCCAGCAACGCCACCUCAUGGACUGCAUGAAACGAGGUGUUUCCCUGCCCACUCUCUGCAACCCAACAUCCAGCAAAGAACCACAGCUUGCGCAGCCUGCAUCCUCUCCACCAAAGCCUUGUCUUUCAGUCACUCUGUUGGCCAGACCUCAUCUCCGACCUGCCGAGAUCUGCCGGGCAGGCGAUGCCUACACCCGAGAGAAAUUCAAACCCCGGGCCACUCGUGACUUAGAGAGGGAGAAGCAAAGGCUCCAAAAUAUCUUAGCGACUGGAAAGGACAUGGUGGAACAGAAGCCACAGCAGAAGCCAGUGCGGACAGAGGAAGAGGAAAUACCUGAACCUGACCGGUUUGAAGAACUGAUGAAUGAAAUUCAGGAGCGGAAGGAAUUCCUGGCAGAGAUGGAGGCUCUGGGCCAGAGCAAGCAGUAUCGAGGGAUUGUCCUCACUGAAAUCUCACAGAAACUGCGGGAGAUGGAGAUCAUCGAUAAGAAGAGGAGUAAGGACGUAAGAGAGGCAAUGGCAAAAAUCUUCCCUGUGGGGAACAAAUCGGAUCCCAAUAGCUAGACCAAAACCAGACACCAGAGCAGACCAUUCCCACCCCUUCUUUCCUUGUCCUUCCAACAGGGCUGGGCCUCCUCCCUAGAAUGGUCACAGAACUGGUCUACGCCUAUCCAUCUAAGGCAGAUCCUCUUGGAGGAAUGUCAGUAGCACCUGUGGCAUAAACCCAAGAGGGCAGUAACUAUUUAUGCAUAGUACAAAACAGGAGAAAGUCUUUGCAAAAUCCUACCAACACUGAUUAGUCUCCCUUCAGGCAGCUGUUUCAUGGCUACGUGAACUUGAUGGUUGGGUGAACCAAAUCAGGGAAUUAGACUGGUUCCCUCCUCUGGAGGGACUAGGAGGAGAUGAAAAGACCUCAGCAUGCUCCAGUCGCCUCUGAAACAUGGUAAAGCAAGGUCUCUUUCCACCUAUGGCACAAGCCUUAAGGUGUCAGAACAAAGCUCACCUGCACAACAGACACCCGGAAGGAAAAUCUCUGUCCCUUUUCCAUAUGGCCCAAACUCUGGGGAUUCUGGUUGUUUCUGGUGGAAGCUGAAAAUUAAUGUGUUUACUUCCUUAUCACUAAAUCCAUAUCAUCACUCAUGUCAGCACAGCCCUGGAAACUGUCAGCUGCUGCUGCAGAGCAGGUGAGGGAGGAGCAACCACACUGCCUUACAUAAAUAUUAGCCUUGAUUUUAAUGUGAUUGCAUCUUGGUGAGAAUUUGUGGGGGUGUGUUUAGGAACUUGUCUCUUGCUCAUGCACUAAAACAUGCAGGCUUAGAAACAUGGCUACAGUGGGUUGGGCCAGGGGAAGAAUUCACUUUGGGGUUCACAGCGCAGGAGAGUCUGUUCCCUGAUCAUUUGUUUUCUGUUCCCUGGGAGCAUCUUGACAAGGACUGACAUGGCCAAAGGCAGAGGGGCCAAGAUAUUCAUAGAUUUUAAAGC